AGCCAAGCGGCCAGUGCGGCGAAGUCUGUCGUAUGAAACGCCGUUUGCUACGACUUGCGAGGUUACCGGAAAGUUUGUGAUUGAGUGAAAUUGUUACGCUUUUCCUCGUACUACAAGAGUUCGUGUUAAUCUAUUAAUAACGCUAUAUACGUCACAGAAUCGAUGGAUUAUACUAAAAUACGGACAGCAAUCCCUACACAACGAAAACUAUGGACAUGGAAAUAAUCAUUAAUAAAAAUUUAUGAAAUUUGUGCCAACGUCAACAUGCUGGCUGAUGAUGAUUCCCGUCACAGAUACGACAGUGGCGCUCUCGACGAUACAUUCAGUCUGUUCGAUGAUAACCGAUUGAUGUCUAUAUUGAAACACGGUAACAACCAGAGUUUAAAGAUCAGCGAGCUACUAAGGACUUUAGAAGAUUGGAGGAACAGAUAUAAUAUAACUGUUAUCAAAGAAUGCGAUCGAUCGGACUAUUGUUCUGGUGAAUUCCGUAACAUCGUCCUCGGGUACAACGCUAUUCAUGGUUACGUCAGUUUACUGAUUUGUUUAUUCGGUAGUUUAGCCAACGUUUUCAAUGUAGCCGUGCUGACGCGGCGGGACCUCGCCGCCGCCCCUAUAAAUCGACUGCUAAAGUGGCUUGCUGUCGCUGAUGUCUUUGUCAUGAUAGAAUAUGUGCCCUUCUCCAUUUAUAGAUAUAUGUUGUUGCCACAACAAGAGGAGCGACCGUACGCAUGGGCGGUGUACAUGCUCUUCCAUAUGCACUUCACUCAGCUGCUCCACACUGCCUCAAUCCUACUCACAUUGUCUCUAGCUAUUUGGCGGUAUAUAGCUAUCAAGUACCCAUCGUACGGGCCAUCGCUGUGCACCGACAGACGCUGCUCGCUGGCCAUCUUCUUGAGCUUUCUACUUCCGCCUGUUUUAUGUAUACCUUCAUAUUUUGUAAGUUACAAUGCUUGUCCCGCAAGCAGUGUGGUAGUUACGAACGGUAAUGUUUUCACGAGGAAACUGACGAAGAGAUCCAAAGCUGAGAAGAGAACGGAUCGUACGACCAAAAUGUUAGUAGCCGUGCUGUUGUUGUUUCUACUGACUGAAUUCCCUCAAGGCAUCCUUGGUUUAAUGAGCGGUGCGCUGGGCCGUUGCUUCUUCAAGCGAUGCUAUGAUCUUUUCGGAGAACUGAUGGAUGCUCUGGCACUGCUGAAUGGAGCCAUCAACUUCAUAUUGUACUGCUCUAUGUCACGCCAGUUCCGGACAACUUUCGGUCAACUUAUAAGGAACCGUUGUACGACAACACCUCGGGCUAGCUCGAAUACUGAACUUCAAACUACAUACGUCUGAACUCAUACUGAAGGACAGUUUGGACCAGAUCUAAAACAAGCAACUGAACCCUUAUGCCGAACACUGAGAUAUAUAAAUCGAAUUAUACCAUUUUAAAUUUAAAACUUAUGUUAAAAUUGUUGUCGAUAGUUAAGAAUUACAGAUAUCUCGUAUGUCGGGUUCUAUCGUAUAUUGUAAAUCCUUUAUCAUGGGACUUAGCAUUUAUCAGAUAAGACUUAUUAUUUUUUUUAUAUAAUACAUGCAUCAAAAUGAGUGCACAUUCUGCCAUCAAGAGAAAGAGACCAAAGAAGCUUGAUUACUAGAAUUUUAAAAGACUUGUUUUUAAAUGUUUAAAAUAAAUAAAACGCAAUUAUUAUUUUUAAGAACAAAAUAUAGAUAUAGUUGAGAGUAACC
This is a messenger RNA of Papilio polytes (common Mormon), 1725 nucleotides long. RefSeq names its product probable G-protein coupled receptor 139. Gene Ontology annotation, biological process: G protein-coupled receptor signaling pathway. Gene Ontology annotation, molecular function: G protein-coupled peptide receptor activity. The coding region runs from base 265 to 1332 and encodes 355 amino acids. The record is from RefSeq and is a predicted model, not a curated record. Lineage: Eukaryota; Metazoa; Arthropoda; Insecta; Lepidoptera; Papilionidae. Gene Ontology annotation, cellular component: membrane. The transcript is spliced from 7 exons.